Molecule: messenger RNA, 714 nt
Organism: Penicillium longicatenatum
Lineage: Eukaryota; Fungi; Ascomycota; Eurotiomycetes; Eurotiales; Aspergillaceae
Product: HAD family hydrolase
Exons: 4
Coding region: 1-714 (237 amino acids)
Molecular function (GO): sugar-phosphatase activity; beta-phosphoglucomutase activity
Source: RefSeq, a predicted model, not a curated record
AUGUCAUCCGAGACCGGGUCCUUCUCCGCGCCUCCGCAGGUUCACACUUUUGACGGCGUUCUUUCUGAUUUCGAUGGUACAAUUGUAGACUCUACAGAUGCUAUCGUGAAGCACUGGCAUGAGAUUGGCGAAGAGCUGGGCGUAGACCCCAAGACCAUCUUGGCCACUUCGCAUGGCCGCAGAAGCAUUGACGUCAUGCAACUAUACGACCAGAGCAAGGCCAACUGGGAGUACGUCAACUUUGUUGAAGGCCGAAUUCCUCAAAAAUACGGCUCCGACGCCGUCGAGAUCCCCGGUGGUCGCGACCUCCUCAACGCACUCGAAACCGCCGGCGCAAAAUGGGGUGUCGUGACCUCCGGCACAUCCGCUUUGAUUGACGGCUGGCUCGGCGUGAUGAAGCUCGCCCGGCCAAAGAUCCUUGUCGUCGCACAGGACGUGGAGCUCGGCAAGCCGGACCCCCGGUGCUACCUGCUUGGUCGCAAGAAGCUGGGUCUCGAGGACUCGACCUCGAUCGUUGUGCUGGAAGAUGCGCCAUCCGGAAUCAAGGCGGGCAAGGCAGCCGGGUUUAAGGUGAUUGCGCUGAAAACGACUCACUCACUUGAGAAACUCCAGGCGGCUGGAGCGGACUGGAUUGUAGAGGACCUACGCAGUGUCUCGGUGAAGGCUGUUGUUGAUGGGCGGGUCCAGAUUGAGAUCUUGAAUGCUUUCCAAUAG